CAAAAGGGACACUACCCCUGUGGACUAGAAACUGAAUAAUACUAUAUACAGCGUUAAAAUGAAGGUCCCUGUACCGGAGGAUGUAAAAGAUGAAACUGUAGAGGAGAAACCAGGGGAUGAAAAUGAAGACGACAAGGUUCUGUUUAAGCCUGUUAUUGAAGACCUAAGCAUGGAACUGGCCAGAAAGUGCACUGAACUCAUCAGUGAUAUCCAUUAUAAAGAAGACUAUAAGAAGUCUAAGGACAAGUGUGCUUUUGUGACUGACACUCCUAUGCUAAAUCAUGUAAAACAUGUUGGUGCUUUGAUUUCUGAGGCAAAGUACAAGGGGACAGCCAAGGCAAACCUCUCCAAUUCUCUUUAUAAGCAGAUGCCAGCCACAAUUGACAGUGUCUUUGCAAGAGAAAUCACCCAGCUUCAGAGUGAGGUUGCCUACAAGCAGAAACAUGAUGCUGCCAAAGGAAUUUCAGAUUAUGCCCAUAUGAAGGAGCCACCAGAGGUCAAACAUGCCAUGGAAGUCAACCGACACCAGAGUAACAUUUCUUACAGAAAAGAUAUGCAGGAUGCCCACAUGUACAGCGCAGAGCUCAACAGACCAGACAUCAAGAUGGCCACACAGAUCUCCAAGAUCAUAAGCAAUGCAGAAUACAAGAAAGGACAAGGAAUAAUGAAUAAAGAGCCUGCUGUAAUUGGAAGACCAGAUUUUGAACAUGCUGUGGAAGCUUCUAAACUUUCUAGUAAAAUAAAAUACAAAGAAAAAUUUGACAGCGAGAUGAAGGAUAAGAAACAUCAUUACAACCCCCUUGAAAGUGCUUCUUUCAGGCAAAGUCAACUUGCCAAUAUACUGGCAAGUGAUGUGGAGUACAAGAAAGACAUGAAAAAUAUGCAUGGUCACGUUUCAGAUCUCCCAAACUUGUUUUUAGAACAUGCUUUGAAAACCAGCAAAAUGCUCAGCGGACGAGAGUACAAGAAGGGCUUUGAGGAAAACAAAGGGCUGUAUCACUUUGAUGCUGAUGCUGCAGAGCACCUGCACCACAAAGGCAACGCCACACUCCAGAGCCAGGUGAAAUACAAAGAAGAGUAUGAGAAGAACAAGGGGAAAUCAAUGCUUGAAUUUGUUGAAACACCAUCCUAUCAAGCUUCCAAGGAGGCUCAGAAAAUGCAGAGUGAGAAAGUUUACAGAGAGGACUAUGAGAAGGAGAUUAAAGGAAGAUCAUCAUUGGACUUGGACAAGACUCCAGAAUUUCUGCAUGUAAAGUACAUCACCAACCUUAUGAAGGAGAAAGAGUAUAAAAAAGAUCUGGAAAAUGAAAUAAAAGGAAGAGGAAUGGAACUUACUUCAGAAGUCCUUGAUAUUCAGAGAGCCAAACGGGCAUCUGAGAUGGCUAGUGAGAAAGACUAUAAACGAGAUCUGGAGAUUGAAAUCAAAGGCAGAGGCAUGCAGGUGAGCUCGGAUACACUUGAUAUCCAGAGAGCUAAGAAGGCUUCCGAGAUGGCCAGUGAGAAAGGAUACAAGAAGGACUUGGAAAAUACAAUUAAAGGGAAAGGAAUGCAAGUGAGCAUGGAUAUCCCAGACAUGCUUCGAGCCAAGAGGGCAUCAGAGAUCUACAGUCAGAAAAAGUAUAAAGAUGAAGCAGAGAAAAUGCUCUCCAACUAUUCUACAGUGGCAGAUACUCCUGAAAUUCAGAGAAUUAAGACAACCCAGCAAAACAUUAGUGCAGUAUUUUAUAAGAAAGAAAUAGGAGCUGGCACAGCAGUAAAAGAUACCCCGGAGAUUGAACGGGUGAAGAAAAACCAGCAGAAUAUCAGUUCAGUGAAAUACAAGGAAGACAUGAAACAGGCAACAGCCAUCUCUGAUCCACCAGAGCUGAAGCGAGUGAAAGAAAAUCAGAAGAAUCUCAGCAAUCUCCAGUAUAAAGGGCGCUACUACAAGGCUACUCCAGUGAGCUCUACACCAGAGAUAGAGAGAGUGAGGAGGAACCAGGAGCAGCUGAGUAUGAUAAAAUACAGAGGUGAGAAGAAACAAGCAACAACCAUCUCUGAUCCGCCAGAGCUGAAGCGAGUGAAAGAAAACCAGAAGAACAUCAGCAAUGUUUGUUAUAAAGGUCAAGGUCAACUGGGAAGAGCUACAGCUUUAAGUGUAACUCCUGAAAUGGAAAGAGUAAAGAAGAACCAAGACAAUAUCAGUUCGGUAAAAUAUACCCAGGACCAAAAGCAGAUGAAAGGUAGACCAAGUCUAAUUCUAGAUACACCUGGUCUGAGACAUGUCAAAGAAGCACAGAAUCAUAUUUCAAUGGUAAAAUACCAUGAAGAUUUUGAAAAGACAAAGGGGAGAGGUUUUACUCCAGUUGUGGAUGACCCCGUGAUGGAGCGAGUGCGGAAGAACACCCAGGUGGUCAGUGAUGCCGCCUAUAAGGGCGUCCACCCUCACAUUGUGGAGAUGGACCGACGGCCUGGAAUUAUUGUAGACCUCAAAGUCUGGCGCACAGAUCCUGGCUCUAUCUUCGACAUUGAUCCCCUGGAAGACAAUAUUCAGUCUAGAAGUCUUCAUAUGCUCACUGAAAAGGCAAGUCAUUAUAGGAGACACCGGUCUCAGUCUCUUUCCAGCAGUACUUUUGGGACAGGGCUGGGUGAUGACAAGUCAGAGCUAUCGGAGGCUUACCCUAGCUUUUCCUGCUGCAGUGAGGUCACAAGACCAUCUGAAGAUGGAGCACCUGUUCUUCCUGGAGCCUACCAGCAAAGCCAUGCCCAAGGCUAUGGGUACAUGCACCAGACCAGCCUGUCAUCCAUGAGAUCAAUGCAGCAUUCGCCAAACCUAAGGACCUACCGGGCCAUGUACGACUACAGCGCCCAGGAUGAAGACGAGGUCUCCUUCCGGGAUGGCGACUACAUUGUCAACGUGCAACCCAUUGAUGACGGCUGGAUGUAUGGCACCGUGCAGAGAACGGGCAAGACCGGCAUGCUGCCAGCCAACUACAUUGAGUUUGUCAACUAAGCCUCCUCUUCGCCCUUUAAGCUGUACCCUAGUGUAUACUAAAUCUUUUUCAAAGAUAGGAGAUCUUCUGAGACAACUUGGCAGUUAUUUUACAACCCUUUAUCCUCACUCUGACAAUUAGCAACACAGGUACCAGGAGGAAGGAAUGACUCUUGGAGGCUGAAAAACAAGCAGCGUUUUUGUUAAUUCCUCUAAAAGAAAUAAUUGGGUCUGGAGACCUGGUGCUGCUAAUUGUGUAAAUGGUUUUCUUUGAUGGGCUAUGGAACCCUUUCGGGAUCUGAAUUUUUGUAAACUUUACUAGAGAUAUUGAUUGUCCUUUCAGUGUAACAAGUAUUUGAACCUUCUUAGCUGUCACUUUGGCAUCACCAGAAAAGCUAGUUCUCUUAAUUUAGUAGCACACCCAAUAAUCUCAGCACCACUUAAUUUUUGAGUCUCUAAGCAAUUUCUUGCUUGAUAUGAAAAAUAUAAGCAGUGGCAGAAUGACAGCUUGGCUGAGGUUGUAUUGACUGGUAUUGUAUUCCUCCGAGAUGGAAAAAUUUCAACUCAACAAAGAAAUUUCCUGGUUCUUUCGGUUGACUGGGGUCUAUAUAUUUCUCAUUUGUACCAAGUCAACCCUGCAUUUUGUGGCUCUAGGUAUAGACAUGGGCCCACAGGGUGUCAGAUUAAAUGACUUUACAGCUACUCUGCAAAGGGCAACAUUUAAGGCCAUCCACAUGAUUUCCCUAGUAAGCUCUACCCUGAUGCAUGUCAUGUAGGUUCAAGCUUCUGUAACAUAGACAGCUGAGCUGCCUAUUCCUGUAUUAAAGCAUAUAUAUAUAUAUAUAUAUAUAUAUAUAUAUAUAUAUGGACAAUAGCUGAAAAUCCUUCCCUCUAGUGCAAGCUCAUCAGAAGAAAAAAAAAAAAAACUUUGAAAAGGUUGCUUGAGAUUCUCUUGCUGCAUUGCACUCUAGUUUUGAAGGAUCCACACCUUAGAAAAUAGAUAUGCACUCUAGAAAAUAAGUGUUUAAUCAACAGCUUCCAUUAACUUAAUGCCACUGUGGAUUUAAAAGGAAAACAGGAGCCACUGGAAAACAAUGGAAUAUGAAAAAAAAAUUACCAGCUCCACAAAGAAAGAAAUCAUCUGGUUUCUUGUCUUGGAAAAUGACAUUCAGAUUCUGGAAUGGAAAUUUAGCCACCUGAAAAGAACUCCCUUUCCACAUUCUGGUUUUGAUUUUCUAAAUCACAUUUAGGGGAGGAGAGAGGCAAGGCAACAACGAUUUUUUCAGUACAGGGCCAACAAGAUUGUUCACUAAAAAAUAAGCAAAUGGAACAGUUUGGAUUUUCAAGCAAGUAGCCAUGUAGGCUCUUGCCGGAUUUGCCAUUUUGCCAUUAGGUUAGGAAACUCUCCUUGAAGUCCAGUCAAGAUCACCUAAGAAAUUAACAUCAUCAUCAGCUCUUUGUUUUUACCUGAUUGAGGCAUUUUAUUGGAACCUGAAACAAGGUAGCAUUUUUCUAGGGUCUGACUACAGCUGUAAUGAAAAGAGAAAGUUAAAUAAAAUUAUGAAAUAUCUAGGUCUUGAUAUAUCUAUCUACUCUUAUGUGAUAUACUCAAGGAAAAACGUAGUCCAAGUACUAGUCAUUAUAUAUUUGAUGCCAUUACAUUCUACUUUGAAAAGCACCUUUGAAAAAUUUUAUCAGACAAAAAACAAAAUAAGGUUUAUCACACUCAAGCUGUAUCUACAUGACAUCAAUUUAAAAUUGAUAAGAGAAAAUUUCAAGCAAAGAACUAGAGCACUUUUGAGGGGGGUUUUGUAGAUUAGUAAUGAUUUUCCAUUACUCAACUGAUCCAUUAUGAUUAAAUUGAUGAACCACCAUUAUCUACUUUGUCUUUUACAUAAAUCCUUAAAGACAAACUGAAUUUGCAGUCUUGCAAAAGUUUCUGUGCAUUUAAAUUGAAGCUUACUCAAUUUUAUUAUAUUGUUAAGUAAAUAUUUACAUUUCACUUGCACAGGCCAGCUUUUGUGAUUAUUAAGAAAGAGUAGUUGUCAGUUAGAAUUGCAAAAUAAAUGUAGGGCUGGCACAAUUUUUGAUAAGUAGCAUAUUUAUGAGAAGCUCAAAGGUAACUGAUUUGUAAUGAAGAUUAAAUUCUGUAAAAUUCUUAUAAUAGGAUAGCAGGUUAGACAUUUCAUUUUAUUUUUCAGCCACAGAUCUCAAAAUCAGAUUCAUUGAAGGUAAAAAUCAAUACUUGUUUUGGGAAAUAAUUCUUCUAAAUGUUUAAGCUUUACAUAAUGUUCAGAAAGCAACUUGAUUCCACUUCUAGCAUUGGGAUUUCAAGAUCUGAUCAGAACUUAGCUAGAGGGCAGUUAUUUUACAAAAAAAAGAGGAAGAAAAAAGACAUUACAUACAUACUCCUGACGCAUUAAUUUGAGUUGGCAUUGUUACUGAAACCUAUGAGAAUAUUAUGGAUCUCAGCAGGAAAAAAAAACAAAAACCAGAAAGCGUAUAUGUAUAAUACCAAAGCGCUAUUUUGACUGCAUCAUUUUUUAAAAGCUACAUUCUUGGAAGACUUUUCCAUUUCCCACACACUCCAUCCCAUUUUCAACUCGGCAACAGGCACUCUCAUACAUAACACUGACAGCUAAGGAAGAGUUUGAAAGGAAGUCUUUUAAAAACUAAGUUAAGGAAGUCAUGUAAAUGCCCAAUCCAGAAAGCAUGUUCCCGAAUUUCUCAACGUGUUGUGCUCACAAGCCUGAUAAAAGCACAAGGAGCAGUCUGAGGUCCUUUUAAAGAGUUCUGAAAACAAAAUGGUCUGUGGAGCACAUCUAAUCUUGAGAAAAGUAAAGUAACCGAAUAUUUUGCGGUUGCUGUUAAGUUUUUGUAGUAAAUGUUUUUACUGAUUCCUGUUCUCUGGGAAAGCUUUCUAUUUUGUACCUGCAGCAAAACAAGUUCUUCCUGUCUUCUUGUUAUUGUUCACACACCUACAGUGUAGUCCAGUUUGGAAUAUAUAUAAAUUGUCAGAUUUCCAUAUACUUGUCCAGUCUCCUGAGUCUUCUCAGGUCUCCCUCUGCACCUCCAGUCACCACAUGGGAUUUUCAGGCAAGGUUUCCAAGAGUCCCUUUUCUGAACACGGAUGAGCUUAGCUCAGCUGCCCAUCCCAAUAGGUUCAUUGCUUAACAAUGAAUAAGAAGUAAUUCUGCCCUUCCCCUCAGUGUUUCUUUCCCUAUCCUCUCUGUGCUGAGCUUGACAACACUGAAGACAUUGAGAAGCCAGCUUUUCUAAGACAGAUAGUGGAAGUUCAAGAGAGGCACCUCUCUUUCAGGUCCUUCCACCAUCAGUGGAGUGUUUUUAAUGAAAAGAUAAAGAAAACGUGAUUAUUUAGUGACGUGUCCCUGUAUAAAGUGGCUAUAGUUUAUACCAAAAUGAUAAUAUAGAUAUUUAAAAAAAAAAAUAGGUGCCUUUUGCCCUUUUAAUUUCCCUUGUUUCUACAUUAUGAUCUUAGAAAGAAAGCCAAGCAAGCAAGCUUCUGCCUAAUCUAUAGUGAUAUUUUAUUAUACAUGAUUGGUAUUUUUGUGGUGGGAAACUAAGAGAUUCCUGACAAAUAUAAAAGAUGAUAGUUGAUAGUAUUUUACCUCUAAAGGCUUAGAAGUUUAGAAAAUGCAGACUUCUAUCUAUUUCUGAAAGGCUCUUUAUGGAUUUAUAUAUAGUUAAGAUGCAUAAGCAGUAAAUCAAGGGUGGGAAUUUUAGAUGUAUUUUUAAGCUAGGAGAAUUAAGAGACUGAAGUCAUUACACAAGAUAAAAUUCACUUCAUAAACUCAUGAUACCUUAGCUCUUUGCUUCUGAUAAUCUAAAAGUGGCUAGGGUGUGAAUGUUUUGAAUAAGAUGAUUUGAGGUAAGAAAGUUUUCAUUAAGUUUAAAGCUAGGUAAACUUAAGUUUAAAGUUUAAAUCUUAAAAUGAAAGUCAAGUAUUCUGUGCCCUUUACAACCCUUUCCAGGCAACUAAGGGGCAGGAGAGUAGGUAAACACUUUGUGAUCAUAAAACUCAAGACAUUGUAUUAUGCCUCCUUGGCCACUGUUCCAUGAUGUGUGGGCAUCUAGAAUGCACAAGUUUGGAAAGAUCCCCUGGCAGAUUCCUUCCCCAGUUGUUCAUAUUACUUAAGUGUAUUCAUGGGAACUCCAUCUGAUUUUUGUGUUUGCUCUAUGGUAUCCAGUUUGCAUAGUAUAUAUUUCUUUGUAAUCCAGUUGCUGUUAAGAAUAAUGUACUUUAAAAGAAAAGAGAAAACUGCAUCAGAGUCCCAUUAUUCAGUGUCCAUGUAAUGAAUGAGCAUUUAGAAGCAGCACCAAGUGGGUUGCAGCCAUGAUGUAGAGCAUGCCAUUGUACUGUUUGACUUCUAUUUGCCUCAAAAUAUCUAGAGCUGUGGUGGAUGAUUAAUGUGCAAGAUUGUGAUGACUUUGAGUGUCUACAGUUUUGAAAGGAAAUAGUGUUUUUAAAAGGAAGGGGUUUACAGAAUGAUGCAAAGUUAUGAAAUAUAAUCUAGCAUUUGUGAUGCAAAUUGUUAACACCAGCUAUUAAAAUAAUAUUUUAGUAGAAAUGCUUUAAUCCAUUUUUUUCCUUCUACACUGUGAUUCUUUAACCUUAGUGGACUAGAGUAACAUCGUGCUGCCCACAGGACUUACCUAUGCAAACUAGUUCACACUGUAGUGGAUGUCAUGGUCAAUGUGUAAUGCCUAAUGACACUGAACACAUCCAGCCUAACAUCAUGUCUGUGUAGUGUGGUCACCACUCACAAACCCUUCAAGACUACUACAGUCAUUAGCAUCAGUAUUUGUUUCCAAGCAAGUCCCUGACGUACCUAUCAAAACUACUUGAAUGAUGUCAGAAUGGGAAUGACAGAGGAAUAUAUCAACUAUUGGCUUUUUUGUGGUCACUGCAAAUGUUUGCCUUUACUAUAUCUGCGUACUCAGAUGCACUUUUCAGGAUAUUAUGGUAAUGAUUCUUUGUCUUCUUUCUGUAUCUGUAAAACAUGAACAUGCUUUAAUUUCUGGUUUCAACACAUUCGGUUUGCUUAAAUAAAUGCAGGAUGUAACCAAA
Molecule: messenger RNA, 8060 nt
Organism: Erinaceus europaeus (western European hedgehog)
Lineage: Eukaryota; Metazoa; Chordata; Mammalia; Eulipotyphla; Erinaceidae
Gene: NEBL
Product: nebulette
Exons: 28
Coding region: 59-2992 (977 amino acids)
Biological process (GO): cardiac muscle thin filament assembly
Cellular component (GO): Z disc; focal adhesion
Molecular function (GO): actin filament binding
Source: RefSeq, a predicted model, not a curated record